AUGCCCGCACCUCCCGUUACUGGCGCCGGCGACCCCGGGCCAUCUCCCUCCUCCGACACCACGCUCGCUCAGCCCGGGCAGCAGCGCCAACUACGCGGCGGCAGCGGCGAACCGGGGGGAGGGGGGCAAGAAGACGCGUCCGGCUCAGCCCCGCGGAGAGCGACUGCCUCCUUCGCCUUCUCCUCCUCCUGCUCUGCCGCCUCCUCCCCUCCUCCCCCCGCCGCUGCCGCUGCCUGGCCCUUCUCCCCCUCCUGCCGCCGCCGCCGCCGCCGCUGGUGCCGCCGCUGCCGCUCCACCAACUACAUCCGGGCAAUUCGGACUCUGCGGCCUUCGGAAAACCUCGGCAGUUUCCGCUGCGCCCCUCCUCUCCUAGCCUCUGCCUUCCUCCCCACCCCGCGAAGCUCGGGAACGCCGCCUUCGGCAAACCUCGGCUCUCCCCGGCCUUCCUCUUCCUCCGAGGCCUGGCUCGCCUCCUCGUUAACCGUCCUCUCUUUCCGGUUGCCGCCGCUUUUCCUCACGCGCAAGGCAGACCACCGACGUUCCAGUUUAGGGAUAGUCCUGCUCGGGGACCGGCUCCAGGCUGGUCCCAGGAACGCCUGCGUGCGCAGGGAGGGAGCCGCCUUCGGGAGGAGGACGGUGGGACGCGAGAGGAGCCAUCGCAGACUAAAUAAAGGAGGCUGCGGCUCCUGCGCGUGCGCUCAGAGGCACGGGGCGGUGGGAGGGUGCCCUUGGGUGAGCUCUCCGGACGCCGGCCUCCGCCCCUUCGGGCUCUGGCGAGGUGGUCGGAAACCCCUGGUCGGCGACGGGCCGGUGGCUACCGAGGAGUUCCCUCACCCAGCCGCGACGGAAGCAGCCCUCAGGGCGGAGGGCCGCGCGCCCCUGCUCCGUCCCUCCCGCUCCCUGGAGCCGGAACCCGCCCUGGGCAGCUGCCCCUCGCCGGACGCCGAGCGCGCGCCCGGCCUUGGGCUGGCAGGGGCCGCCCGCAGCUCGCCCGUUUGCGAUUCAGAAUUCCUUUCCACGCUCAAGUUUGUUGAAAGAAAAUGCUGUUGGAAAUUUCAGCGUGUGAAUAAAAGGCAUAGGGUGUGGUAAAUGACAUUGUUACAAACUGAGUCGUGUAUUCCGCUGCAAUGGCAACAGUGGCACAUUGGGAGGAAAUAAGCCAGACUCAUCCUCCUCUACUCCACUACCAAAUGUUGAGGUUCUUCAAGAAUCAGUCCCUUGGAAAUGACAUCAGCAAAAAUGUCAAGUAGGAAACUCCCAAGGACCUGUCCCUCCACAUAAACAGCAAAUAAAUCUUCAAAA
Messenger RNA from Manis javanica (Malayan pangolin), 1302 nucleotides. RefSeq lists its product as uncharacterized. Lineage: Eukaryota; Metazoa; Chordata; Mammalia; Pholidota; Manidae. The record is from RefSeq and is a predicted model, not a curated record.